CUGAAUCCUGGACAGAAGUCGAUGAAAAUGGUGACGAAUAUGAAUUGAAAAAAUUCACCAUUCAGGGCCGCCAAUUAGAGGGUGGCAAGUCUCAAUGCGUUGUGACGAGACGUAAACGAGCCACAGUUGCUGUGAUACCAGUCGAAGCUAGAGAACAAGAAGAUGAUGACGACGAAGAAGAUGGUGAUGAUAAUGCAAAUAUGGGUUAUGCUGGUGCCUCGGCUGCACAGCCACAUGCCGUCCUUUUCUAUUCACCACAAAGUGAAGAAGAAAGUGAAGAAAAUCAAAAUAAUUCUCAAGAUGACGAUGAAGAUAAUCGUGAAUUUGAAAAUUUAGACAGUAACGGCAAUGCUAUGGCCCAUGUCGUGGUUAAGGCCGAUACGGUUAUUUUGGCCACAGAUGCUAAUGGAGAUUCUACCUUGGAGAAUGUAGAGAACUCCAAUGGCCAGGAUGAUGACGAUGAGGAAGGUGAUGAUAAUGUCGUAGGAGCACAAGCAGCGGAAACUAUUGAGUUGGUACAUGUACCACAGGUCCCCAUUAUUGGUCAACUACAAAGUGAGGGUCAAUCGUUGGCUGCCAUUGCCGCCACUGCCCCUGCUACCAUUCUCAAUGAAACCGAAACCGAUUCUGCCGUUAUUGUUGAGUCAAAUAAACCCCCUAAGGUAAAUCCCAAUACUCAUGCAGUUUUUGAAUUGGUCCCCGUCAAACCAGGCGAUGAUGAAGAGGAUGAGGAUGAUGAGGAGACUGAUGAAGACGAGCGCGAUUCAUUGAAUGCUGCUGCCGAUUCCAUUCAAGUGGCUCAAAUUGGUCACGUGGCAAAUGGUGUUCACAUUAUUAAUCUUGCCGAAUUGGCGGCUGGUGUUGACGACGAAGAUGAUGGCGAAUUCCAAUACAAUGAGGAAUUGAGUCCCAUAACCACCACAGCUAUUUGGUCAACCGGUGCUGAUGAUGAUAUCUCUCACCUCUUGCCAGUCAAAAAACCCAGCAAGGUAAAUAGUAAUAAGAUAAAUAAGAAUAAGAAGAACAAAAAGAAGACCAACAAGAAUCAGGUGGGCAAUAGACGACCAAUUCGCCGUAACAAAUAUAAGAAUCAAAAUCAGCUCUCCCAAGUCAAUGGCAAUAAGAGAAGGCCAUUGAGGAGACCAAAUCGUGGUGAGCUGAGUAUAAGGGGAAACAAGAAGGAUACGAAAAAGAAAACCAGCGUGAAGAGAACUGGAACCAAGAAAACUACAAAGACAAAGAAAAAGAAGGGCUCCAACAAGAACAAGAAGACUAAAAAGACCCCCGUUGUCCAUUCGCCCACAUCACCCACCUCUUAUACUACACCCACUAGUGCCACAACACCCACACAAUUGUCGAUGAACGGUGACAAACAGAAGAAGAACAAGAAAAAGAAUAACAAUCGUAGAAACAGACGGAAAAAUAAACGCAAUUCUCAACGACAAUUUAACAACAACGGCGACAAAAUAAUGGGUGAUGCCGAUGAGGACAUCUACAGUCAGACAGUAACCGAAACCGAAGAACCCGAGAGCGGUAAUGUUAACUGCAUUUAUAUACGCAAAGAUCCACCAACAACAACGACGACAACACCACGUCCCUUCUGGAAUUUGUUAGGACGCAGUGCUGGCAAUGAUGUGCCCGUUGCGUCGGGACGUUAUGGCUUGCGUAAGCGUGUCAACUUACGUCCUCUAGCUUAAGCUUAGUAUUAUUGAAAUGUAUUAGACGAA
Musca vetustissima is the source of this 1727-nucleotide messenger RNA. Its product is annotated as type-2 histone deacetylase 2-like. The transcript has 2 exons. The record is from RefSeq and is a predicted model, not a curated record. NCBI's taxonomy places the organism in Eukaryota, Metazoa, Arthropoda, Insecta, Diptera, Muscidae. The annotation marks the transcript as partial.